Messenger RNA from Malaya genurostris, 2461 nucleotides. RefSeq names its product zinc finger protein 431-like. The record is from RefSeq and is a predicted model, not a curated record. Gene Ontology annotation, cellular component: nucleus. Gene Ontology annotation, biological process: regulation of transcription by RNA polymerase II. Lineage: Eukaryota; Metazoa; Arthropoda; Insecta; Diptera; Culicidae. The coding region runs from base 169 to 2433 and encodes 754 amino acids. The transcript is spliced from 2 exons. Gene Ontology annotation, molecular function: RNA polymerase II transcription regulatory region sequence-specific DNA binding; zinc ion binding; DNA-binding transcription factor activity, RNA polymerase II-specific.
CUUUUGUCCAUCGUGUAUAGUUUUCGCUGUUUGUUUGCGCGUUUCGUGUUUUAAUCAUCUUUAUAAAAGUAAACAAGGUCGCAGCAGAUUUUUGAAAAAAAAUUUCCUGGUACUGCAAAACUAAUUUGGUUAAAAACAGAUUACUUCUGUCGCAAUAGUAACCAAAAUAUGGAUUGUAAAUCGGAAUCUGACGAUUUCUUUGUAUGCCGUCUAUGCCUACGUUCCGAGGUGGAUGAAUUAGUUUCCCUUUAUUGCACGAGUUAUGCUCAACAACAACUUGUUGUGGACAUGAUUGAAGAUACCCUUAGAUUAGGAGCAUCUGAUAAACCGCACGCCGACGAUGGAAUGCCUCAGUUUGUUUGUGGAGAGUGCGUUGAAAAGUUGAAUGUGGCUUGUAGCUUUCGUAAAAAAUGCAUCCGUGUAAACAGCCUCCUCAGACAAGCUAUUUUUCAAGAAAAAACAAUCAAUGACGUUGAAGUUUGUUGUCGGCUUUGCAACGAAACCGAGGCAGAUGAGUUGAUUUCUGUUUUUUGUAUCUACGCCGAAAAGUACCAAUUGAUUGCUGACAUAAUAGUAGAAACUAUUGGAAUUGCUCGUCCAGCUCACACUGAUAAACUUCCACAGAACAUCUGUACCAAGUGUUUCGAGCAAUUAUCAACAAUCUCCGUCUUUAGAGAAUUGAUGAUCAGCUCAGAUGCACAAUCGAAGAAUGUUUUGCCAAAUUUCGUAAAAACCGAACCCAUUGAUUCGACUGGGUAUGUUGAUAAUCCAUUGAAUCUAGAUACGGGUGAUUUGGUAGCUGUCAAACAACGGAAAAAGACAGCCCUCGGUAAAUCUCAACAACAACAUGAAACGCAAGAUCCAUUCAUUUACUUGGACGCGCCGGAACUAGGAUCGGAUAGUUUGCGAGCCUUGUUUGUCACAAUAGAGGAUGAAGAAUAUUUUGAGCAGUUGCGUUUCAAUGGUGUCGUAUGCUGCUGUGGUUGGUUAGUGGAGAAUGAGGAAGAGUUGAAAAAACAUAUGAAAGUUAGCCAUAUGGAGAAAACAAAAGUGCGGAGUCAUGUCAAGUGCAAUUAUUGCAAAAUGCGUUUUAAUUAUUCCACUGAAUUGAAUGAACAUCAAGAGAAUCGGAAUAAAAAACAUUAUUUCCGGUGCAAGAUUUGCAAUAUUCUGACAAAAGAAAGGCUAGCUCUUGAAUUGCAUUUCGAGUUUACUCGUUUCCAUCCAAUCCUUGAUUCUUCAGAAGGGGAAAGGCUAGAUUUUGAGGAUAAUGUGGAAACAAUCCAUACCGUAGAUAACCGAUGUUGUGGCUGUUCCAAUACUUUCCCGGACGGCGAAUCUCUUUUCGAGCACAUCAGAGAAAUUCAUCAGGGUGAUCUGGAAGAGUAUCCCCAAUUCUUUUGUGUGAUGUGUCACAAUAGUUUUUCGGAUAAGCAGUUGUUGAUGAAACAUCAACUGGCGUACAUUGGGACAAGAACAUACGUUUGUCGAGAAACGGAUUGUAAAUACAGUACGGAUCAGCGUCCGUUGAUGAAGAAGCACAUUGAGGUUGGAGUACAUCAAGCACCGGAUGGUUUGCGAAGAAUUCAGAAUGAAUUAGAGAUAACGGAAUACUUUUGCUGUUUCCGUGGUUGUUGCGAGAUUAAAUCUACAAUGUCAGAACUGAAAGAACAUUGCCAAACUGUUCAUGGCGAGCAACAACUUGCGAAUAGCCUUUUUACUGAUGAACCAGAGAAAGUUUGCCCCCUUUGCAAACGUCACUUUCCGAAAGAGGAUUCCUUUGAUGCACACAUUAAAUCGCAUACGCAAUCGCGGAACAAUGCGUGCAGCUUAUGUAGUUCUAAAUUCGCUACUCGUCAAAAGUUAAGGCAACACGAAAAACGUGUUCAUUCAACAGAUGCUAGGGUAAUUCACGAGUUUCCCUGUCCACAGUGUGAGUCCAUCUAUGCCAGUAAGUUUACUUUGACGAAGCAUAUAGCGCGUGUUCACGAACAGCAAUCAUUCUCCGAAAUAUGCGAAAUUUGCGGAAAAGGUUAUCACAGCAAAUCAGCCAAGAAACAGCACAUGAUCAAUGCGCACGUAGAAGACAAGCCUUACAAAUGUCACCUGUGCAAGCUCAGUUUCGGUUCCCGACCGCAGCUACAAAAACACCUCAUCAUCCACACCGACGAUCGACCUUUUGCGUGCUCCUAUUGUUCAAAUACGUACCGUACUCCAGUAGACUGCAAAAGGCACGAACGUGCCAUUCAUCUGAACGAUAAACCGUUCAUUUGUGAAAUAUGCGCCGCCCGUUUCAUCCGGAACCGAGACCUGCAACUGCACAUGACAGUACAUACUGGCAAUAAACUGCAUUGCUGCAACUUCGACGGUUGCAACUUUUCCACAAACAUAGCCAAGAAGUUGAGAGAUCAUUAUCAGGAUGAUCACUAUUAAAAUUAGUCGAUAGAUAGAUAGCUUUAGU